CAAUGUAGCGAUUCAGAGUAGGCGUUCCAUUCGAGUGUAACAAACAGCAGAGACGGAGCAGCACGCUGCGCUGGAUCAACACACACACUGACAUUUGCUGAAGAAGAAGAAUAACAACAACAAUCACUAUAUAGCCACCAAACUUCCCUUUUACACAAAGAAAUAUCUGAACUGCAUAUCGCGAACACGUUCUCCCUGCAGCCGGAGGGGCUUUAGGCAACUGCAAGGAAGUCACCAUGUGAAAAAAUUUUAAUUUGCUAAACGGACAAAAGGGCUGGAUUACAAGAAAAGCGAAAGUUAAAAGGGCGUUAGCGGAAUGUCCGCCGAUGAGAAGCCUGAAGCCCCCAUGUACGUGUAUGAGUCGACGGUUCAUUGUACCAAUAUCCUGCUGUGUCUGAAUGACCAGAGGAAGCAGGACAUCCUGUGUGACGUGACCGUGCUGGUGGAGGGGAAGGAGUUCCGCGGCCACAGGGCCGUGCUGGCCGCCUGCAGCGAGUACUUCUUGCAGGUGCUCGUGGGACCCAGCGAGAAUGAGCUGGUCGUCAGCUUACCCGAGGAGGUCACAGCCAGGGGAUUCGCUCCAUUGUUGCAGUUUGCCUACACGGCUAAGCUGUUACUCAGCAGAGAAAACAUCCAGGAGGUGAUCCGCUGUGCCGAUUUCCUGCGCAUGCACAACCUGGAGGACUCCUGCUUCCGCUUCCUGGAGGCCCAGCUGCGCAGCGAGGACGACGGCCUGCUGCUCUGCCACAAGGUGGCGUCCUUCCCGCCGCCUGCCGCCGCUGCCGCCCUUGAGGACGACAACUCCGAGGACGAGGGGGCGCGGCCCGAGGCGAUGGGCGUGACCUCCCCGCGGGCCCGGCUCCGCCCUGACGCCCUGGGCUCCUCCCGGCGGCCGGACGAGGAGCGGCUGGUGGCGGUCGCCCCUGGUGACGCUGACAGGCGGCCGGACUUCGACAGGCACGGGGCUUCGGACCUGCCCCGCUGCCCCAAGUACAGGAAGUACCAGUGGGCGUGUGCCAAGCACAGCAACGACACCUCCUCGCACACCAGUACCUCAGGGUUUCCAAGCACAUUCAAGGAGGCGGGCGGCCACACCCACAGCCACGCCCAGCACCCGGUGCCCCGCAUCAAGGACGAGCCGCGCGAGGAGGAGGCCGUCUUGCUGGGCCUGUCGGGCGACGAGCAAGACAGCCAGGAACGGGACGGGGUGUCCGAGAUGGAGACGGACGUCGGGGAGCACAGCCCCAUGGCGGUGGACGGGCCCAGGGGCGGCAAGUCCCCCAGCUGCCUAGGCUCCUUCCUCAAGAGGGGCGGCGUGGAGCUGGCGGGCCUGCCCAACACCUCCCACCUUCCCUCCAAUAGCAGGCUCUCCUGUCCCCAAGACAAAGCAACCACUCAGGGUGACCACAAAAAGGACUUCGGGCCCUUCACCGGGGAGCUGGGGCUGCCCCCGGCGGCCCUCAGAGAGGGGGAUGGGUACCCCAUCAGGCUGCCGCUGAAGGCGGGGUCCUGCGACGGCGUCUGCAAGCAGGAGGCAGAGCUGGACCGCCGGAGCUCCGUCAUUUUCUCCUCAGGGGCGCCGGCGCACUCGUACCCGGGGGGAGCGUCCCUGGACAAGGACCUCUCAGAGCACACACCAAAGGGCCUGUGGGCGGGGGGCAGCCAGUCCCUCCCCUGCUCCCAGACCUACUCCCCCAGCGCGGGCGUGGCCGCCCCCGCCUCCGACGCCCCCCCAAUCCAGUGCCGCUCGCGCCCCAACACCAGCUGCCCCGUGCCAAUCAAGGUGUGCCCGCGCUCGCCGCCCUCGGAGACGCGCACCCGCACCUCUUCCUCCUGCUCCUCCUACUCCUACGCGGAGGACGGGAGCGGGGGGUCCCCCUGCAGCCUGCCCCAGUUCGAGUUCUCCUCCUCCCCCUGCUCCAACGCCGCGCGCUGCCUGGCUGCCGACCAGCAGGAGCAGGGCGGGCCCGGGGACGGCCUCUUCGGCCAGGCGCGCCCCAAGAUCAAGUGCGAGCAGUACGGCACCAACUCCAGCGACGAGUCGGGGUCCUUCUCCGAGGGGGACAGCGAGUCCUGCCACGUCCAGGAGCAAGGCCCGGAGGUUAAACUUCCUUUCCCUGUCGAUCAAAUCACAAAUCUUCCACGGAACGACUUCCAAAUGAUGGUAAAAAUGCACAAACUGACCUCAGAACAGCUGGAGUUCAUCCACGACGUCCGGCGCCGCAGCAAGAACCGCAUCGCCGCACAGCGCUGCCGCAAAAGGAAGCUGGACUGCAUCCUCAACCUGGAGUGCGAGAUCCGCAAACUGGUCUGUGAGAAAGAGAAGCUGCUAACAGAGAGGAACCAGCUGAAGGCCUGCAUGGGGGAGCUCUGGGAGAACUUCUCCUGCCUGUCCCAGGAGGUGUGCCGGGACGUGCAGCUGAGCCCGGAGCAGGUCCAGUCCCUACACCGCUACUGCCCGGUCCUGAGACCCGGCGACCCGGCCACCAGCCCCCCCGCCUCCGCCACCAGCAUCGACCUCACCACCCCCAACUCCGGCUCCCCCAACCCCGAACCCCACGCCCUCAGGUCCCCCUGCCCCUCCGAGAGCGAGCCCGGCUCCGCCCAGUGGGGGGUGGGCGACGGGGCCGAGAAGCUGGGUGGGGUGGUGCUAGCCGAGGGGCGGGACCCGGGUGCGUACCUGGAGUCAGGUAUCUCCUUCGAACAGUGCAACCAGACAGUAACGGUGGAUUUCUGCCAGGAAAUGACUGAGAAAUGUACAACUGACGAACAGCCCAGGAAGGACUGCACCUAGCAACGGUCAACACUACAGUUGUCUUAACAGCAGCAAUACUGUUCUCCAGGUAUGCUCUCCUAACCCGUGACAGAGUGGUUAACGCUCACAAUAAACCCCCACCAUGGUGCUACCCCCCUCGCCCGGCAGCGACCUCCACAGUGAAAACACUGUGCUUAUGUAUUAUAGUCCACUCACAGCAGGGACGGGCAGACCACCUCUCACAUCUCAAACGUCUGUGGACCUAACAGUAAACCUGUUUCGUCUCUCUCUCUCUCUCUCUCUCUCUCUCUGACUCUAUGACUCUCUCUUUCAGUGGCCCUUGUCACGGCAAUUCAAACUCAGGAAAUCUUCUGAAUGUUCAAUAUUGUUCAUAAGAAUAGAAAAUACAGCAUCUGUACAGUGAGUUUUAUACAGCAGCUAGAUAUGUACAUGUUCCAUGUGCAAAAAAAUGUCUACUGCAUUGCUCAUUUUUAGCAUUUCUCUACU
Molecule: messenger RNA, 3262 nt
Organism: Megalops cyprinoides (Indo-Pacific tarpon)
Lineage: Eukaryota; Metazoa; Chordata; Actinopteri; Elopiformes; Megalopidae
Gene: bach2b
Product: BTB and CNC homology 1, basic leucine zipper transcription factor 2b
Exons: 6
Coding region: 317-2794 (825 amino acids)
Biological process (GO): regulation of transcription by RNA polymerase II
Molecular function (GO): protein binding; DNA-binding transcription factor activity, RNA polymerase II-specific; RNA polymerase II cis-regulatory region sequence-specific DNA binding
Source: RefSeq, a predicted model, not a curated record